CCCUCUCUCUCUCUCUCUCAAGCCCUGCCAUGAAGCCAUAGAAGUGUGAUUUUGGUUGGAGUUUUAGUCGAAGUGGGUCGUAGUCGCAGAGCUUCAUCCCGGUCGACCGAGUUCAGCCCGUCUCGGAGCUACGCAUUGGCAACUCCUCCUCCCGCCGAAUGGGAACCUUCGGUACGCUCCUACUCUCUAAGGCGCCGUACAAGAACGGCAAGAGCGGCGUCCAGAGGGUUCUUCACGACGCCUACAAGAAGAAGGAGACGUCGAUUCUCGUCCGGCUUCGCGGGGGCGCGGACGAGUACGCCGAGUUGCAGGCUUGUAUCGUGCCCAACGACCCGACCGGGAAGAAACAGUACAUGCUCAGGUCGAUCGCCGAUCCGAAUUACACCGUCUGCUUCUUGGAUCGGACGCUGGUUAGGGAAGAAGCGUCAUCUCAGAGUGGAAAGUGUACAUUCUUAAACUGUUUUGACAUGGGCUCUGGAUCUAGAGCUUGUGCUGUGAAGGAGGGUGUGAGGUUGUACUUCAACAUCAGAGCUGCUCAUGUUGAAAAGGUGAGGCAUUCUGCAAUUGAGUCUACUUUAGUUGAUGCAUUGUCACAGGGAAUGUCUGCUAAAGAUGCAGCCAAACAAGCACAGAAAGAAGGUGCAAAGGUGGCAAAGUUGGUGACCCGGCAUUGUUUGGCACAUAUGCUGGUGGUUUCCUUAAAAAGCAAAGACUUGCAAAGGUUGGCUAUCUUGUGAGAAGGGAAUUGGGCAGUUGGGUUGGAGGUAGGAUAGGAUUUAUGGUAUAUAAUGUGGUUAAUAGAGUGCAUUACUUGCUUCAAUUUGUUCAAACUGAAUAAAAUGUUGUUCGUGAAAUGUCAGAAGUAGCAGGUGUUUAGCUUCA
Molecule: messenger RNA, 882 nt
Organism: Carya illinoinensis
Lineage: Eukaryota; Viridiplantae; Streptophyta; Magnoliopsida; Fagales; Juglandaceae
Exons: 2
Coding region: 159-737 (192 amino acids)
Source: RefSeq, a predicted model, not a curated record